AGCCUUCACGGCUCAAGCCUUCCCACUUUAGGGGGGCCGGCCGAUUUUCUUCUUCGCCCGUUUGCCAUGUCACAGUUGACAUGUUGUGCGGCGCUGGGGCCUGGCGGAGCUUGCGAGGAUGGCUUGGUCUUGGCGCACAGUCUGGAGCGUUCCCUUCGCCAACUUUGGCAAGAGAGAUCAUUGAUGGCACACUGAAUCUCUCCACUUUGCCCCGGCCCAUGCUGUUGAGCGGCGCUUGUGAUGGAGCGGACUCCCUGUUCGGGCGCCACGCCAUUGCUGCAGACCAUGACGCUGUCCACCUGCUGGGGCCUGGUGACCGAGAGUGGGCGAGCGAGGCUGCGAAAUCUGGAGAAGUUGGCAAAAUGCUUGAUGUCGAGGCCGACCUCCUCGACGACCCUGCCGUGAGCAGAGCUUUCCGCGUCGCCGGUGAGCGCCGAGUGCUGGGCAGCCAGCGAGCGGAUGGCUGGGAGGCCAAGGCAGCAGCGAUGUCGGCCAGGCGCAACUUCCUGCAGGUGCGCCGAGCUGGUGCCGUCUAUGCUGUCGGCUGGCGCCUGGCGAAGGGGGCCGACCAGUUCACGGGGCGCGAGGCGGUGGCGCCAGGCGACGGCCCGUUCUGCUUUGCAGGGGGCCGACCGGGCGGACACCCGCACGCAGAAGCUUCCGCGCAGGGGCAGCGCUCCCCUCUCGCUCAGGGGAGCAGCGCCACGGGGGGGAGCGCCAGGGGCGCUCCCCCCCUGGCUCCCUGCCCCUGCACGAGCUUCCGCGCGGGAGGCUGUGGAGCUGGAUCUGGUCGAUCGGUCAGGCGGUGGCUGCUGAGAAGUCCCCGCCUCGCAGCCUCCGCGCUGCCCAGGCGAGACACCUCUGCUGGAUGUCGGCGGCGGCACUGGCUGGGCCUGCCAGUGGUACGCCGACCGCUUCGGCGCCGGCGGUGAGGACCCGGCCCGGUGCCGGCUCUACUUCUACGACGACGCCGGGCCGCCGUGGGCUCUCCGGGACGAGGCCACGAAGGGCAGGUGGAGCGCGUGGGAUGCCAGGCAGCAACGCUGGGCCCCCUUGGAUGGCGCACCUCCACCUCCAGAUAUGGGCUCUACGCCGGAAUUGGAGCCACUCGGCUGAGCGCAGAUGCGGAGCGUGCGAUCGAGGGGCUCUAUGCGGUUCGCUAGGCUGUCGCUCGUUCUGUAGCAGCGCCGGCUUCUUGUUGUCGCUGGGCCUCGAGCAGGCCUCCGAUGGCUGCGUGCCAAAAUUAUCCAGCGGCCUGCGGCAAAUCCAGCCACCGCUCAAGAGCAGCAGCACAUUAGGAUGGAAUGUCGAAUGUAAGACCCUCUCCACUUCAGCACCUUGUCUGAAAUGGCUCAGGUGUGGAA
Molecule: messenger RNA, 1364 nt
Organism: Prorocentrum cordatum
Lineage: Eukaryota; Dinophyceae; Prorocentrales; Prorocentraceae
Source: the annotation of a GenBank genome assembly